Thlaspi arvense is the source of this 513-nucleotide messenger RNA. The record is from the annotation of a GenBank genome assembly. Lineage: Eukaryota; Viridiplantae; Streptophyta; Magnoliopsida; Brassicales; Brassicaceae.
AUGUCGGCCCAAUUAAACCCCCCAGCCCAAGUCAGCCCAAACCUAGCUCCACCACCUUCAUCGUCUUCGAUUAAAAGCUGCAACAAAACUCUUGUCGAGUCGCACACACCCUCAUCGUCAGCGAAGCUCUGCCCGAAUUCCAUCACACCCGCCACCGCCGUUUCAGAAAAAGCCGGAGCUCCUACGCGUGAUUCCGUAACCGUGAGAAGAAGCGCACGCGAGUCAACGCCGAGCCGCCAUCUUCUCGAUCACAUCGCCGCCGAUCACCAACGCCGUUGGUUAAUCUUCAAGCUUCUUCUCCUCCGUCCGUUUGUUCUGGUGUUGCUGUAUCAUCGCUGCUUCAUUGUUGUGAGAUUGGAGGAGAAUUGUUUGCUCCAUGAUCAUACUCCAUGUCCCAAGAUUAGUAUCUCUCAUUAUAUCCACAUUGGUUCCCUUGAGCAAGGUACCCAUCUAAAGGUUCUCCUUGAUAAGUGUAUGAGCUUUCAAAACCAUGGUGACUUGUGGAAAACCUAG